AUGUUUGCUCGUACCGUGUUGGCCUUUUUGGCCUGGCGGAAAAAAGGGUCGAAAAAACAAAAUUCCAACAAAGAAGUCAUCGAAACAAGUUCGGAUUUCCUCGCCCGUAAACAAAAUUUGGAGACGUUUACCAUUCCUUUCGAACCGGAACAGUUAAACAAAAUGGAACAACCAAAAAAUUCGCUGGCUAAGGAUAAAGGAUCUACCGAUAAACCCGCUAUAGUUAACGCGUUGGAAAAUGAUAAACAUGCAGACGCGAAAAUUAAUUCGAAAGCAAGCAGAUGUAAAGAAGAGCCGUCAAUAAAAGUUCCUGAAAAUUAUUCGCUUGACAUUACUUUUGAUCAAAAUAAUAAAGAGGUUAUUGAAGUUUUUUCAAGUUCUAACCAGGUAGAUUUGUCCAACAAUACCAACUGCCAUAAUGCGGAAAUUGUUACUCCUAUUAAUGAACCAAAGACUCGAGUGUCAAACUUGUCUCAACAGAUUGAAAUAACGGAUUCUACUGAUACUUUCAACCUUGCGAGCUACUUUAGUUAUGAACCCGCGCAAAUUUCUAUUGAUUUUAGUCACAUGACUAAUACAUCUGAUACAUCGACAUCUGAAAAUAAAUGUAAGACAAUCAAAGGUAAAUUGAGGCAUAGUGAUUCCAUUAUUUAUCAAAAGGAAUUGAGUUUAGAAUUCGAAUCAAUUCAUAAUUUAAAGAGAACUUGCUCAAAUAUUGUUUUGUCAAGAAAUCAACAACCGUCGACUUCAACUCCAAAAUCAUUGCAUCAUUCUCGUACCUUCCCAUUAGAUAGAUCCUAUCAUAAGUCAAUUAUCAAACAAAAUGGAAAUAAUGCUUCUGUUUUACAAAGAUCUACAUCUCUUGGUUCAGCCGUAGAAUCUGUAGCAAUGCCUAAUGAAGAAAUAAUUAUAACGAAUAAUCGUAAAGUACUUCAGAUAACUGGUACAAAGCCAAUAUCAACUUCAUAUGACAAUAAAAAAGCUAAAUCAGUAAUUUCGUUUCGUCAUUAUCACUUCGAAGAGAUCUUAGUAGAUCCAUGUAUUGCUGAAGGUACUAUUCUUACGAAAAUUACAGCAAAAAAAAAGCAAUUGCGAAAAUUUAGAAUUGAUGUUGAACAGUGUCGCAUAUUAUGGGAUUCAAAAAAAUCUGGAAAAGUAAAUAUUGAAAAUAUAAAAGAAAUUAGAAUUGGUGAAGCAAUUCGUAAUUAUCGGGAACAUUUCAAGAUGAGUAUUGAUCAUGAAUCUCGAUGGUUUACAAUAGUUUAUGUUGAGGCCGGAAAAUAUAAGAUUCUUCAUCUUGUCGCUGAUUCUUUUGAUUUGUUUAAUAAAUGGGUGGAUCAUUUAGAAAGAUUAUAUUUACAUAGAAGAGAUAUGAUGGGGGGAUUAGGACGUUUAGAAGAAAAACAGUCUAUUUGGUUGAGGCAAUAUUGGAAACAAGCUGACAAGGAUGGUGACUCAAAAUUAAAAUUUGAAGAAGUUGCUAGAUUAUGUCGUCAAUUAAACAUAAAUAUGUCAAAGUCAUUAUUAAAGAAAAAAUUUGAAGAGGCAGAUGUAAAUAAACAUGGAUAUCUCGACUUUGUUGACUUUCAGCAAUUUGUAAAGAUAAUCAAGAAACGACAAGAAUUAGCUGACAUUUUUGAACAGAUAAAAACUCAAAAAAAUAAAAGUACCUUGACACCGCAAGAAUUCAAAAAUUUUCUGUUGAAUAAACAAAAAUGCAAUCUUAAGGAAGAAGAUUACGAUAAUCUCUAUUACAAAUUCUGCAACAAAGACCGAAAGGAAAUGAUGAACCUUGAAGGCUUUAGUAGCUUUUUGAUGUCUAGCGACAAUCCUGUUUUUGUUUUAGAACAUACCAAAGUCUAUCAAGACAUGUCGCGUCCUUUGAAUCAUUAUUUCAUCGAUUCUUCUCAUAAUACUUACCUUCUCGGUCAUCAGUUGACAGGAGAGUCUUCUAUAGAAGGUUAUAUACGCGUUUUGCAACGUGGCUGUCGAUGUGUUGAAAUUGAUUGUUGGGAUGGACCUGAUGAACCUAUAGUUACACAUGGUCAUACAUUGACAUCAAAAAUUUUAUUUAAGGACGUUAUUUCUGCUAUUCGCACAUAUGCAUUUAAAGCUAGUCCUUAUCCAUUGAUUCUGUCACUUGAAGUUCAUUGUUCUGUUGAACAACAAAACAUAAUGGCAACAAUAUUAACUAAUACCUUAGGAAAUCUUCUUGUCACCAGUUUCUUAAAUAAUGAACCUGAAUUGCCUAGUCCUAAAAAUAAGUUACAAACUAAAAAGGGUAAAUCAAGAGUUUCCAAAGCUCUUUCUGACUUAGUAAUUUAUUGUUCUGCUGUCAAAUUCAAAGGAUUUGAUUAUCAUCGCGAGAAAUCCAUGUUUUACCACAUGUCUUCAUUUUCCGAGAGAGUUUCAAGUCGACUUUGCAAAACAGAAAAGCAACCUUUUAUUCAACAUAAUUCCCGAUAUUUGUCGCGUAUUUACCCAGCAGGAUUUCGUAUAAGUUCAUCCAAUUAUGAGCCACAUUUUCAUUGGAUGGUUGGAAGUCAAAUGGUAGCUUUGAAUUAUCAGACGUUUGGUAUGCAAAUAAACCAAGCCAUGUUCACUGUUAAUGGAAGAUGUGGAUAUGUUCUUAAACCUGAACGAAUGCGUAGUAUCGAAUCUACAAUUUCUGUUUCGCCAACAAAAUCAACACAUUCUCUGGAGAUUAAGGAUGUGGUCAAGGGGGAAAUUAUCGAUCCAUUUAUUGAAAUAGAAUUAUUGGUUCCAGGUGCAGAUGUCGUUAAACAGAAGACCGCUAUAAUAGAUGAUAAUGGGUUUAACCCAUAUUGGAACGAAACUUUAAAGUUUACCAUUGAUUUUGAAUAUUUGGAACUUGUGUUCUUACGAUUUGUCGUAUGGGAUCAAGAUAUAAGGACGAGUGAUUUUAUUGCAUCAUAUUGUAUCCCAGUAGCCAGUUUACAACAAGGUUAUCGCCAUAUUCCCCUUAACGAUAUUAAUGGUGAUCAAUAUCCAUUCACUACCUUGUUCAUUUAUUCCUCAUUGGAAUGA
Messenger RNA from Funneliformis geosporum, 3048 nucleotides. NCBI's taxonomy places the organism in Eukaryota, Fungi, Glomeromycota, Glomeromycetes, Glomerales, Glomeraceae. The record is from the annotation of a GenBank genome assembly.